AUGCGCCUUCAAACCCUUUGCUCUGCCCUCGCGGCCCUUACUACCCUCACUCUCGCCGCUGAGCAAGUCAUUAUCAAGAAUCACCUUGCCUACCCUGUGUGGUACUCUCAAGUCGAUCAAGCCGGUUAUCGCAGCGAAACUACAGCCAUAGCUCCCUACGGAACGGUGUCCCUGCCCCAGAGCGAUAAUCCGGGCGUCGCGAUCAAGAUCAGUCCUCUUGAAACGGACAUUGACAUCGAAGGUAAGGGCGUGCUUACCCUUGCCUACACCAGGUCGCCACCGGGUUGGAUCUACUACGACCUAUUCUUCCACAACUAUUCCCCCUUUCCAGGCGUGCCGCUUAAGCUGGGUGGUCCUGGCGGAGAUAACGACUGGCACGAUGGCAAUGAGCAUCCCCCACAUACUAUUGGGUAUCAAGGAUACGGGCAUCUGUACCUCGACAUUGGUCCGUAA
Messenger RNA from Paraphaeosphaeria sporulosa, 453 nucleotides. RefSeq lists its product as uncharacterized. NCBI's taxonomy places the organism in Eukaryota, Fungi, Ascomycota, Dothideomycetes, Pleosporales, Didymosphaeriaceae. The record is from RefSeq and is a predicted model, not a curated record. The transcript has a single exon. The coding region runs from base 1 to 453 and encodes 150 amino acids.